CGGCUGUGGCGGUGGAGGGUUUUUCUGAGGCGGCGGCGCGUCUCCUCCUUCCUCGCCAGGAGCAUCUCUGAGGGGAUGAGGCAGGCGGUGGCAGUGGCGGAGGGCGAGCCCCAGCGACACUGAGGCGGCGGUGGCCGGGCCUCCUCUUCCUCCUCCUCCUUUUCCAGCUCCCGGUUCUUGCCCGCCCUCCGCACGCUCGGCCUUCCCGGCCCGGCUCCCUCUCCUGCCGGCACCAUGAUGGAAGAGAUCGACCGCUUCCAAGUGCCCGCCGUGAGAGCCGAGAUGCAGCCGCUGGAUCCAACAGCAGCCUCUAUAUCUGACAGAGACUGUGACACGAGAGAGGGAGAAACUGUAGCUAUGAAUUACAAACCAUCCCCCCUACAAGUGAAACUAGAGAAACAGAGGGAGCUGGCUCGUAAGGGGUCCCUGAAAAAUGGAAACAUGGGGAGCCCAGUUAACCAACAACCGAAGAAGAACAAUGUGAUGGCACGAACAAGGCUGGUUGUUCCCAAUAAAGGCUAUUCCUCAUUAGACCAGAGUCCUGAUGAAAAGCCAUUGGUAGCACUGGACACAGACAGUGAUGACGACUUUGACAUGUCCAGAUAUUCCUCCUCGGGAUAUUCUUCAGCUGAGCAGAUCAACCAGGACUUGAACAUCCAGCUGCUAAAGGAUGGCUAUCGGUUAGAUGAGAUCCCAGAUGACGAGGACCUCGACCUAAUCCCUCCGAAGUCGGUCAACCCCACUUGCAUGUGCUGUCAAGCCACCUCCUCCACUGCCUGCCACAUCCAGUAACGAGGGAAGCCUGGCAAGGGUUGAUCAGUGCUUUCCACUAUAACUGUAAAACUUAACAGCCAUUGCUUCCUCCUAUGGUAGGACGUGCACCUCUUUGUGUUCAUGGAGCCAGGAGAAACCAAAAAAUAAUAUAUAUAUAUAUUAUUCAUUUUAUGAUCCUCUUCUCAUUUUUAUUCUAAAACUACAGUAAGUGAACCAGAUACGGCUCCUUGGUCUGGAAAGCCCCUUGGAUCCCUUUGGACUUGGGCUCAGCUUGUAAAAUUCAUAUACAGGAGUUUGGAGGGGGUGGAGAUCAGAUGUGGUUGCUGCAGUUAGCCCUCCCCAAGUUCACUCUAGCUGGCAAGAGUUGAAAUCAGAGUUUGAAACACAAAAGUCUCUGACCAGAAAUGAAGGAACGAGCUGAAAUCAAUCCUGGGGAGCCUGCGUCUUCUGUGAUGGACUGGCCCUGAAUAAGGAGGUGGGAUCAGGAGUGAAGUACAGGAAGAGAAGAUCUAGUCAGCUAGGAAGAAUCAACAUAAAAAAACUGAUUAUAGACAAGAUGCAAAUGGCAAAAAGUUGCAUUUGCAACAUGCUUCCAAAUAAGAAGCAUUAAGCAAAGGAUAAUGCAUUAUUACACAGCCUAAUAAGAGAACAUUUACUGAAAAAUUCAGUCUACCCUUAUUUGUCCUUUGUGUUUGCAAUCCUGAAUACCAGCCUGUCAUUGUAAAAAAGCAAAGCAAAACACCAUGUAGUUUAUCAGGUUUAAAGUGUUGCCUGAAGUUCCCAUGAAUGGGAGUUGAGAAGCAUUUGUAUGACUUCUGAGACAAAGUCCGUGUACCCAUACCCUUUUAAUGGCAACGAAAGAGAUGCUUUGCGCUUGGCUGGGUGCCCCUGCCUGCAUUAGCGGAAUGAGAUUUCUCUGGCUCCAGGGACCACGCAGGCUCUGUUGGUCAAGCUUCUGCCCUAUCGCGGCCUGGCGUUGUGUAGAGCUAAUUCCAAAGGCUGUGUGCUCUGCUCAUUGCAAGAGAUCUUAAGGUGUUGGCUCACCCAAACACAUGAGUGGCUCUUCAGCUCCCAAGAGCCAGGUGUUUUGGUUGCCACAAAGUGAAACUUCUAAGCCAGGGAGGGAAAGGGGCCGUCCUUGCUUCUGCUGCCUAUCAUACAGUGCCUGAGUUGCUGUCUUGACACCAGCGUCACGUUGCCAUCGUUAACAGACUGGUGCCCGGAGAAGUGUCCCAUCAGUUAUCAGCAUGGCUAGCCAGUUUGGUGCUUUGGGAAACUUCUCUAGCAUUUGUAUGACCACAGACCAUCAGUGGUGAUGGAGGCAUGCAGGAAGCAAAUUGGCAGAUUUGAUUAACCCCUGUAUUACUCUGCUUGCUAACUCAGGUUGUGUCAAGCUUUGUAACAAAACAGGUGAGCUGUUUGCCUUUAAAAAACAAAACAAAAUAAUUUGAUACUCUACCUCUUUAGAGGGCUCCAUUGGCCAAGCUUCGGACGCCAUAAGCACAUGGCAGAUUGGUUUGCCCCGUUCCUCUGAAUGCCAAGUUUCUUGCCCCAUGUAGACUUUCCACUGGAGCUGUGCUUGUGAAUUGCCACAAAUCUGUUAGAGAACAAAGAAGUGGAUUGCAGUCUCCUCCCAUCCAAUGCAGUAUUGCCACCUGGGGAGACUACAUAUCCCAGUAUUCCAUGCAGGUCGUCCUUGUGUCAAUAUGCAGAGUGAUCUCUGCUCUUUCCAGAAGAGUAUUGGUUGAAAGGCCACUGUCACUCCCAUUUGUUGUUCCAGAACAAGAGAAAUAAGCAUCAGGAGGGGUUGCAAAUGAAAACAAAGAUUGCCCCAUUGAGAUUUGGGGGUAGGGAAGUGCCACCAGGAGUUUGGGUACUGAACUAGGUGUUUGAAAUUAAGGGAGAUUGCAAAGACCUAAACGCAGCAACAGAUGAGCUGCAAGUGGUGCAUAGCAGCCCAGCAGAGACUGAAAACACUGAACUUGGAGUGAAACUACCUUAUCAUAAAUAAUACCUAGGCCUAGGAUGAUUGAUUUGGAAAACACAUUUUAAUUCCUUUUAAGUGCUUCUCCCCAGAGAUUAACUAAUCCAUAUUUAAUUUGCACACAGUAUUUUAACUUGUUAAUGCGCAAUCCCUAGUUUUUAUUUUCUUACUUUUUUUCUAUUUUCCACCAGCCUUUUCGAUUGUGACAGGAAGGGCUGCGCUUUGAAUUUAACCUUUUUCGUGCGUGCAUAGAAGAGAUGAGAUUUGUCCUACACAUUAUUUUACUUACCUAUGAGCUGUUCCCCCUGGUGUGUGCAUUCCACAGCAGUUCUCUUUUCCUUCUUCGCCAAAAUCCUCAAUAGUGGCACAGUUUUAGUGAGGUCAGUGCAGAGACAUAAAAUGGAAAACAAAACAAAAAAACCCUUUUGGCUUCUCCUGGCUCCUAGGCUUUGUGUCUGUAUGUUUUCUAAGGAGGGGGAUGGAUCCAAGAGUGGGGGAGAAUAAGUGGUGCGGUGUUACCAUCAGGAAAGCUGAAUGUAUUGACUGAAGCCCAUGUGGCUGCCACAGAAAGCUUACCAACAAUCCUGCUACAAUGCUACAUUGCAGUUUCUUCUGGCCAUUACACACAUUGCACAGAGACCAAGCUGGGCAUUGCAACACUGCUGGCAACAGGGAGUUCAGCCCACCACAGCACCUCGAUGGGCAUAUCAGCCUCGGCCAAGCUGGUACCAUCCAGAUGUUGUGGGACUGUAGGCCUCCAUCAGUUCUAAAUGGCACAUCUUUGUAUAGUCCAACUGCUGGAGGGCACCUGAUUGGCGAAACUGAUGUAUCUGCAGCACGUGCUUCCUGUGUUUGCAUUCAGGCUUUUCAUCUCCGGGUUAUGCUUGAUAAUGGAUGUGGCAAGGGGCCUUCUAAGAAACUUGAAGCAGCUUUAUAAAAAUUAAGGCGUUUACAUUAUGGCUGCCUCUCUGUCCCCUGCAGAGCCCAACAUGUAGGCCUUGGCUCUGAGCAGUCAUCUUUCCAUCUUUGGCAUUUUAGCUUCAGAUUUUAAAGAAGGGAAGAGCCACAGCCAUAGGUUGUGGGGGUGUACUUAACUGCUUCAUAGCUCUGUAAUUCAGGUGGGGGUGGAAGGAAGAGAACAUACUCGGGAAGAUUCAUUUGCCUUUUGGAAAUCCUGAAGUAGGAAGAGCUUGCCACCCCAGACAGUUCUGUUUGGAAAGAAUUUGUUCCAGUUGGAUCCCACUCCCCAUAAACAGGAUGGUAUUCUGGAAGGAGUAUUUGGUGUCUAUAGAUACAGUAUAUUGAUCUCAAAGCCUUUCUGGGCUGCCUUGAUUUACAUUAGAGCAUCAAAUAGCAUAAAGGAAGGGCCUGUUUUCAUCCGUGGUCAUGCAAAUAUCUGCUAGCUUAAAUGCUGCAAAUGUACAUUCAACCUGCAAGCCCCCAUUAGUCAUUCAGUCUUAAUUAAUGGUAAGCUUAUGUCCUCAUUUUGAAUGCACUUGGAUCAUUGGCUUCUUAUUUCUGGUGCUGCUGUGGGGAAAUAGUGAAAAGGGGGCAUCCCCUUCCCACAAGUUGCUCUGGGCAAUAUUCUACCUGUCAGUCAUCUCCCUUCCUCUCUCCCUCCCCCCAACCCAAAACAUUCUGCAGACUCGAAGCAGCAGCUGAUUUUAAGCAGGCUUCCAUCACAGGGUGUAUUUCUACCUACACACCCACGAUAUAAAGUCUCAGCCUCCACAGCUGGUGGAAGCGCUGACUCUUCCUGCUGCAUAAUGUCUAAGGGCCAUAUUUUUCAUGCAGUGGAGCUGUGGGCUCCAGGGUGCUUCCUGGAGCGAAAAGCUUAUUAUGGUUAAAAAAAAACCCAACAGUGCUUGCAGCCGGAUUGAAGUGAGUAGUAUGUUUUGGCUCCACCUUGAAGAAACCAAGGAGUCUGCUAAUCAAAACAGCAGGAGUGGUUAGCUGCUUUCAUCAAGACACCACAGAAGUUGUUCCCAGUCAGUGGGUACAAGAAGCAGAAAUUGCUGAUAUAAACAGUCCAUCCCUCCCAGGACACCAAGAAUUGUAUACAGCAAAGGCAUUGCUAGAAAUAAACAACUUCAGCUCAAACAAUGGAACUUCUCAUCUGCCCCAUGCCCCCCCAAUUGCUCUGGGGGUUCACCCAAUCCUCCAGAGCAUUUUUUAUGGCCAGUGGGGGGGGGAACAUGAUUGCAGUGGUACAUGCAAGGAGGAAAGGGAGUGGAAUUCCUGUUACAUGAGCAGAAGCAAUUGCAGUCAUGCAGCGACUUCAUUGGAUACAAUGCCAGCAAUCCAGCUUCCUGCAGCGACAUUGGAGUUGAUUGUGCUGCAACCUGCCAUUAUGUAUGCAGAGACAAAAGAGAGAAGGCAGUAUGUGCCCCUGCAGGUAGCUUGGCCAGAAUGUCUUCUGUGGGUGGCCAAAUGGCGUCUCUGCAUUCCUGCGGCCCAUGCUGCUCUUGACCUCCCGGCAGUGCAGCCUCCUGAACAGCUAGAAGGAAAGACAAAGAGGGACAGUGAACCCCCAGGGCACAGGAAGUAGGAGAGCAGAAUAACCAGCAGGAUCCUUGGGGUAGCCAGCACAUGAGGAACACAAAAAAUCCUCCUUUCUUGUGCGCACAACAUACUAAGUUGCAAUAUUCGGUUCUCUUGUAUUUCAAGCUCCUUCUUGAGUCUGUUACUAUUAUUAUUUUCUAAACCUUGCGGAAAUGUGGCUACUCUUAAUAGAGAAUGAAAUAUGCCUUGUUGCAUGUUACAAAUUUUUGGACAUGGCACUAAACCUUUCAGGUCUCCUGUUCUUUGCUUAUCCCCUUCCUUCCUUCCUUCCUUCCUUCCUUCCUUCCUUCCUUCCUUCCUUCCUUCCUUCCCAUCUGCCUGUGACUUUCUCUGAUUUAUGUGCUCAGAACUUGGUAAUACCUGGAUCCUUCUUGCUCUCAACCUCUUUUCAUACAUACAACAGGACUGGAAGAGUUGCUCUGUUACACCCAAAGCGUGGCCUGGCAGUCACUUUAUACAGUCGUACCUUGGAAGUCUAACGGAAUCCGUUCUGGAAGUCCGUUCGACUUCCAAAACAUUCGGAAACCAAAGCGUGGCUUCUCGUUGGCUGCAGGAGCUCCUGCAGCCAAUUGGAAGCCAUGGAAGCCCCGUCGGACAUUCUGGUUCCAAAGAACGUUUGCAAACCGGAACACUCAUUUCCGGGUUUGCAGCGUUCAGGAACCAAAACAUCUGAGUACCAAGGCAUUCAGGAUCCAAGGUACGACUAUAUUGAGGAUUCCUGUGGGUUUGCCUCAUGUACGUGAAGUUACAUGUGCAGUCAUUUGGGAGCUUGUAAUUGUUUUUGUCUUGCACAAAAUAUGUCUGAAAAGUGAAGCCACUUUGUAGGCUUUGCUCUACUGCCUUCCAGCACCUUAGGGUCUCAUGCAGAAGGAUUCUGUCUGUGUAGCAGGCAACUUCUUGCAGAUUUGCCUCCAUCGGGAUUCAAGUAAGUCAGCAAAUCAUGGCCCUGACUUGCAUUCUGGGACCUCUAGUUUUUCACCAUGCCACUUCUCAGAGUUGAUGGCUGCUUCAGAGUCUGUGAAUUGCAGUUCAUAAUUUCCUCCUUGCAUUCUUCAUCAGCGCUGCCAUUAUUUUAUCCGUCAUAUCAAGUAGACUUCCGCUAUUUUCCGAAUCCCACACUUGUUUGUGCCUGUAGGAAAGACCCACGGGUUCUUCCAGCAGUUAUCUUUAAGGGAAAACGGAGCUUAGUUUUUCAGCUUCCUUAUAGACGAUUUGGCUGUGACACAGCUGUUUCCAUAGCAACAAAUUAUGAUCUAAGAAGUCGCCUGGCAUCAAGGGAGACCAAGAUUAUGAUACAGCUCAUUAAAAUUCAUUCUGGAGACAGACACAGAAGCCCGGGCAGGAUGACGCUCUGGGAGAAAUCUCACAUGCUGAAGGGAUGCUCAGUCUCACAUGUCUGUGCUUUCCAUGUUACACAUCCAGACAUCUGAUGCCUUCUUAAAGAUGCCAUCUUUUAGGGCCUGUGCAAACUCUAAUAAGCCAAUCUCUCUGGUCAUUUUGGUCCUUGGCUCCUUGUGAAAAAAGCACUGAGGUUACUUUAUCUAUUUGUCGCACACCUGAAACUUUUAAAAGAAAUCCUAACCACUUUCUGCAUCAGUUCCACCCCUUUUCAUCACAACCUUAGCACGCAUGAGCUUGUGGGGACUGCUCUGAUCUGUGCUCAGAACAAGAGUGAACAUCUCAAGGAAAACUUAACGCAAAGCAGUGACAUAAGUAGGCGUCGGACGGUGAGGGAGGCUUCUGAUCCCGCAGAAAGAGGGAGGGCUACAACAGUACCCAAAAUGCAGAACUGGCAUUGAGAGCCACCAAAUCUGCUUGGUGCUUUUAACUUGAGAGCUAAGCGAGCCGGUUAACUACCAGGAAAGAUCCUACCUCUUGUACUUUGCUAUUACACCGAGGAUUCUAUAUAGAUGUACAUUUGGAGAUCAGUAAGGAUGUAAUCUGGUCAUGCCAAACUAAGGAUCGCUUGAUGGUUGUGGAGUGAGGGCACCCCUCAGCUGCAUUGCUGGAGAAUUCAAUGUAAGUUUUAGAAGUACUUGAUCUUGUCUGUGCCCUCUUCAAACCUCACCGCUGGGGGAGCAUUAAAGCAGAGCAUUGCCCUUUCCUCUUGGCUUGACAUGGUUAUACAGUGGUACCUUGGUAGUCAAACGACUUGGCUCCCAAACAAAACAGCUCCUGGACGCCUCAAACCCGGAAGUGAGCAUUCAGGUUUGUGAACGUUUUUCGGAAGCCGGACAUCUGACGCAGCUUCCACGGCUUCCAUUUGAGUGCAGGAAGCUCCUGCAGCCAAUCAGAAGCCAUGCCUUGGUUUCCAAGCGGUUUUGGGAGUCGAACCGGCUCCCGGAACGGAUUGAGUUUGAGAACCGAGUUACCACUGUACUUCGGUACAAGCAGUCUGGAUGCAAUCUUCCCUUGGCUUAAGGGAUUCUGUCUCAUCCUAGUUGAUUGUUGGAUCCUUGCCCUUAUACACUACUGACUGCUUCUGUCUCCCUUUGGGUUGCAGUCUCCGCUCUGUGUUGUUCUGUGUUCCUUACUCUGGCAGCGCCCCAUGAGCAGGAGGCAGGACACUACCACCCUAUUCUGCUUGCCAAGUGCACCAGAGCACUUUUCUGAAGUGUCACAUUUGAAGAAGGAACCAAACGCUUUUUCUCAACUGCUUCUGUAGCCGGGAGCAAGUGCCGAUAGAUGACUGCUGAACACUCUGCGGCUAUUAGCCAGGCAGGGAGACAGGUUGUCUGAGCACUGUCUCCCGGUGGGAUUCUUGUUCAGUGGUGGCAGCUGUUCUCUGUCUGAAAACUCUUGGAUCUGCCAUGGGCACAGCCAGGAGUCUCUUCUCUACCCGGUUGAGCCCACCAGUUCCAACUGGCAUUUGAAACAGCUCUGGCAAAGUGGGAGGUACUGUGACAUGUCACGCAAUCCUUGAGUGAAGCUCUGUGUUGUACAUAGGGAAGAUCAGGGUCCCUCUGUUUAAUGUGCUGCAGUGAGGGGGUUGGGUAAAAACACAAAAUCGUAGGACGCCAUGCCACAGUAUCCCCCUCUGUUUCUAAACAAAAGUUUAGAGAGAACGAAAGGAGUUGCAGGCAAAUAGGGGGUAGUUGAAUGGCAGCAAGAGCCAUACGAGUGUAAUUUAGUUGUCACAGGUAAACCUUGGUAUCCGUGUCCAGUGGUUAGUUCUAGACUCACAAGCCUUGUUAAAUUGCACAAAUCCAUCAUUCACACCUUGAUUUUUCACAGUUAAUGUUUUCUUUCCCACUCCCCCAACAGUCCAACUCUGUUCUGUUAAAAUGGCCCUCCCGGUUGGCUCUUUCCCAACCCCCAUUUCUGGCAUGCAGGGCCUGCCCUGAACAGCCCCCUCCCCUGAAACAGCUGCCCCACACAUUCCAAGAGAGGCACGCCACAGCGCUGUGAUGUGUUGGGAGAGUUCUGGAGCGCAGUUCCUUCCUUGGGUGCCCAUAGAAACACGGCUACCACACCAGCUGCUUGGGUGUCUUGUGCGUUUGGUGGCUGCAAGUGGCUCUGUGGGACAUAAAAAGUGGCUACAGGUUGUUUUCCACCCCUACCCCCAGCCAAUCCUUCACUCAUGGCUGUUUCUUUUCACCUGUGUUGUAGCAUUUAUCUUUAACGGGGAAACUGGGAAUUCUUUCAGAAGUCUUAGUUGAUCUGUCUGCGGCUUUGGGGCAACCUGCUCCUCACUACCAAGAGUGGAUGGGUAAGAUCUGCCCUGACCAUUUUUGCACACAAGACAAUUCAUUUGGGAGAAGUGGAGGGGGUCGUGCCCAUGGAAGAAGCUCGCAGGAAGCAGCUGUUUCCCUUUUUAUUUAUUUUGUGGAGGGCGAGGCGACCUUCGUUUUUUCGUUUUUACCUUUUUGCACUAUCUGCUGAACCGCACCUGCCCUCCACUCUGCUCCCCCACUCCGUGGCAUAGUUAACAGGGCUGCUGCAUCAGGACGUGAUGCUGUUCUGGUACAGCGGACAUGAUCCAGUGCAUGACUUCUAUGUUUUCCUCCCUGUGAUAUGUGCCAUGACUUGAUUGUGUGUAAACGUAUUUGCAGAGGAAGUGGUGUCUUCGAGAGAAAGCCUUAGAGGAAAUGCGUCUUACAUGUGUCUGUGCUCCCAAACUGGAAAAUGUCUCUUUAAAUGCCAAUCCUUUCAGGAGUGUCAUCUCCUCAGAACUGUGUUCUGCAGGGCCAGAAAAGCUGGGUGACUGGGCAUCAAUUGCUGAGACUCUU
Zootoca vivipara (common lizard) is the source of this 9549-nucleotide messenger RNA. It is a transcript of the gene FAM219A, whose product is annotated as family with sequence similarity 219 member A. The record is from RefSeq and is a predicted model, not a curated record. NCBI's taxonomy places the organism in Eukaryota, Metazoa, Chordata, Lepidosauria, Squamata, Lacertidae.